UGCAUUCCCAAAUAUUUUCCUAACUCUUUGGUUCCCUUUAUACCGAUUUUCCUGGUUAUGGAGUCCGCUAAAUACCGGUGCACAUUCUCAGAGAAAAAGAUUAGAGAUUUCUCUAGACUUACUUUUUGUCCUGAAGCUCCACAAAAUCUCUCCAGCACCAGUCUUUGAAGCUAAAUUAGAAGAUUCAAUUCUUAAUAUUUAUUUUCCCUAUACACCAAAGUCAGUCCACAACAUUCGCUUUUCAGUUACAAAAAAAAAAGCAUCCGUAAAGACAGAUUUAUUCCAAACCAAUUGUCAUUACUACCAAUACAAAGAUUAUUGAGUAACCAUUCAGAAUCUGCAUUAAAUCAGACUAACAGUUGGGAAAACAUGUCAUUUAUUGCAGAAGCGUACUUUUGAUUCACAUUAGUUUCAGACAAAGAUUUAAAACAGAGAAAGAUUCUUGUAGUACUAUGACAAGCGUGACUUUUGUACGCAAAAUCAGAACAUGUUGAUAAAAACCGUUCAUUCCAUACUGACAACGCUAGAAAACAAUUCAACCUACUAAACCGCGUGAUAAAAUCUCCACAACAAACAGAUUGAAGAAUGGGAGCAUCAGUUUUAAAAAGCUCGAUUUAUAUAAUCCGCAUGGUUUAUCGGAAGCACCGUUGUAGUGCAAAAAAAAAAUCAUCAUAUGCUCCCAUUCCUUCAAUAGAUUUUCAAAUCAAAAUAAAAAGUAUUACAUUCUGAAAAUCAGAAGUUAAGCAAAUCAAAAAAAUACGUAGCCUACAACAAAGCACUUGGAGAUCGCUGUCUCCAAGCUAACCAGCUAAAUCUUUAUUUUCUAGGCAACGACUCCCUGAAGCCCUAGUUUGAGUUUGGUUAUCGAAUAACUCGGUUCAUAUGGGCCACAGUAAGAUUUUAAUUGGGCCGGGCCAUAUAUCAUGGGCUAAUGCUUAUCCUCAUUACAAACACGUGUUAACAAGUAUACUUUUCACCUUUUCACCUGCGGUUCGACUAGUUCGAUUCACUAACCCGGUGAUCGGAAUCAAAGAUCCGGUCGGAAGUUCGAAGCUCGAAAUUCACAUGAUCGGGUUCCGUAGAACAAUUACUUUGUCGGAGAUUCGCAGGUUUAAACGCUUUGGACAAUGUUACUUUUCCGUUCGAACCGCUGCGUCUGCAUUGGAAUGGUCGGAAUCGAUUAUCCCGAGCUUAGACUCUCACACUUACGGCAAAUUACUCCGCCGCUGCAUUGGUCAAAACGACCCGAUCUCAACGAAGGCUAUCCACUGCGGCGUCGUCAAGCGAGGCAUCUGCUUAGACCUCUUCGCUUCAAACAUUCUCCUCGAUGCCUACGUCAAAGCAGGUUUCGCGAAAGAUGCCUUGAACCUGUUCGACGAAAUGCCUGAGAGAAACCACGUCUCGUACGUCACUCUCAGUCGAGCCAACGCGUGCGAAGAUCCCGUUGGUCUUUACACCAGGCUGCAUCGAGAAGGUCACGAGCUUAAUCCGCACGUGUUCACUUCCUUCUUGAAAUGGUUCGUCGGUGUAGACAAAGCUGAGAUCGGUUGGUGGUUGCAUUCUUUUAUAGUUAAGCUCGGUUUCACCUCCAAUGCUUUCGUCGGAGCUGCUCUUAUCAAUGCCUACGCCGUCUGUGGCGAUGUUGAUAGCGCGAGAAGUGUCUUUGAGGGGAUUUUGAGGAAGGACGUUGUUGCUUGGGCUGGGAUUGUCUCUUGCUAUGUGGAGAAUGGGUUCUUGGAGGAUUCUCUUAAACUGCUUUCUCGCAUGGGGAUGGAGGGUCUCAUGCCCAACAACUACACUUUUGCUUGUGCUUUAAAGGCUAGCAUUGGGCUAGGCGAGUUUGAUUACGCCAAGAGCGUUCAUGGGAGAAUCUUGAAAACGUGUUACGAGUUAGACCCUCGUGUAGGUAUUGGUUUGCUUCAGUUGUAUACGCAGCUUGGAGAUAUGUCUGAUGCUCUCAAAGUAUUCAGCGAGGUGCCGAAGAGUGAUGUGGUGCCUUGGAGUCUUAUGAUUGCUCGUUUUGGUCAGAACGCGUAUUGUGACGAGGCGGUUGAUCUGUUUAUCCGAAUGAGGCAAGCUUUCGUUGUUCCCAACGAGUUUACUUUCACCAGUAUCUUGAACGCGUGUGCCAUCGGAAAGUGUUACGCCUUAGGAAAGCAAAUUCAUGGUCUUGUGGUGAAAGGUGGGUUCGAUUUGGAUGUCUAUGUCUCGAAUGCUCUUAUUGAUGUGUACGCCAAAUGUGAGAAAAUGGAUACCGCUGUGAAGUUAUUUGCUGAGUUGUCAAAUAGGAAUGAGGUGAGCUGGAACACGAUCAUUGUCGGGUAUGCAAAUCUAGACGAGGCAGAAGAAGCUUUAAGCUUGUUUCGUGAAGCCCUGAGAAAUCAGGUGUCGGUAACUGAAGUGACUUGCUCAAGUGCUAUUGGAGUUUGUGCUUCUUUGGCAAGCAUGGAGCUAGGUGCCCACGUUCAUGGGCUGGCGAUAAAAACUAACAAUGCCGAGAGAGUUGCAGUGAGCAACUCAUUGAUAGAUAUGUAUGCAAAAUGUGGUGACAUCAAACACGCACAAUCUGCGUUCGAAGAGAUAGAAACCAAAGACGUACCUUCUUGGAACGCGUUGAUCUCAGGGUAUUCCACACAUGGGCUGAGCAGAGAGGCAUUGAGAAUCUUCGACGUUAUGAAGGAGAGUGAUUGCAAGCCAAACGCGUUAACGUUUCUUGGCGUUCUUUCCGGAUGCAGCAAUGCAGGAUUAAUAGAUGAAGGUGUGGAAUGUUUUGAGUCGAUGAUUCGAGAUCACGGCAUUGAACCACGUUUGGAGCAUUACACGUGCAUGGUCAGGCUUUUGGGAAGAUCAGGGCAGCUCGAGAGGGCUAUGAAGCUGAUCGAAGGGAUCCCAUAUGAGCCUAGCGUUAUGAUCUGGCGGGCAAUGCUCAGCGCCUCGAUCGAUCAGAACAAUGUGGAGCGGGCAAUGCUCAGCGCCUCGAUCGAUCAGAACAAUGUGGAUUUUGCAAGGAGAGCAGCAGAGGAAAUACUAAAGAUCGAUCCAAUGGAUGAGGCGACGUAUGUUCUGUUAUCAAACAUGUACGCAGGUGCAAAGGAAUGGGCAAACGUUGCCUCCGUUAGGAGAAGCAUGAAGGAGAGAGGUGUAAAGAAGGAACCUGGCUUAAGUUGGGUAGAACAUCAAGGAGGCGUGCAUUACUUCAGUGUGGGAAGGUUAUCGCAUCAUCCGGAUAUGAAGCUUAUAAAUGGGAUGCUGGAGUGGCUUAACAUGAAAGCAAAACGAGCUGGCUAUGUUCCUGAUAGGAAGGCCGUCCUGCACGAUAUGGAUGGUGAAGAGAAGGAUAAGAGAUUGUGGUUUCACAGCGAGAGGUUGGCUCUUGCGUUUGGGCUCGUUCGAAUGCCGUUAUCAAGAAAUCGCAUAUUGAUCAUCAAGAAUCUAAGGAUAUGCUCUGAUUGCCACAGUGCUAUGAAAGUGAUAUCGAGUAUAGUUCAGCGAGAUCUUGUCAUCCGAGAUAUGAACCGGUUCCAUCAUUUUCAUGAUGGAGUUUGCUCUUGCGGUGACUACUGGUGAAUGGAAGGAGACAGAGAAUAUAGACACAAAUUUCAACAUUUUUUUUUUUUUUUUUGAUCAAACACAAAUUUCAACAUUUUUUGUCUCAUUAUUUAGGGAUAUUACAACAAAGUCUGAUAAGCUUAUUGGACAUGACAAGGUACAGCGUAUACUUAAGAGGUUAACUACACGGAUAAAGGAAAGCGAAGAGCUUAACCUUGGGACUUGGAUUCACAAGCCUAGAGACUAGAGAGCAUAACAUCUAACAACGAUGAUAUACAGAAUUUCUACAGACUGUGCAGCUCAACUUGAAGAUA
Molecule: messenger RNA, 3863 nt
Organism: Brassica napus (rape)
Lineage: Eukaryota; Viridiplantae; Streptophyta; Magnoliopsida; Brassicales; Brassicaceae
Product: putative pentatricopeptide repeat-containing protein At5g13230, mitochondrial
Exons: 1
Coding region: 883-3567 (894 amino acids)
Biological process (GO): RNA modification
Molecular function (GO): RNA binding; protein binding; zinc ion binding
Source: RefSeq, a predicted model, not a curated record